UUGCUCGCCAUUCUCACAACCCUGCUAGCGGUAGUCUUGAUGGCGACCCAGUCGUCCGCAACCAGGACAACCCGCAGACCAAAGCCUCAGAAUACCAAGAAGCCCCCUCGCGGAGGUGGUACCGGAGGAGGGGGAGGAGGUGGCGACCAGCCGGCCCGUCUGGGCUUCAGGCAGACCACCACCACCAUGGCCCCCUCCAGUAGCCUGGGCACCGACGAGACCACAGAGGAUACAAUGACGGACGCCUACUCCCUGUCCCCCACUGACAGCACCACCUACGCAGGCGACGCCUACCCCACAGAGUUCCACACAGACUCCAUGGCGCUCCCUGGAGCCGGCAUGGGAAACUACACCCUGGACUACAGCCACUGCUACUUAAACGUCUGCGAGUGCUGCCCACCUGAAAAGGGCCCCGUGGGGCCCCCAGGGGAGAGGGGGCCCCCAGGGCCUGGAGCGGAGAGGGGUCUUCCAGGUGUACCUGGAGAGAAAGGUGAUGUGGGACUCAUGGGACCUCCUGGACUGGAUGGUAUGCCUGGAGCUACUGGACUUGAAGGAGAUAAAGGUGACAAAGGCGAUCAAGGAGACACGGGGAUGCCUGGUGCUCCAGGGAUACUUGGGAAAGAGGGACAGAAAGGUGACUCGGGCCCCAAAGGAGACAAAGGAGAAACAGGCCUCCCUGGCUUGAAAGGAGACCUGGGAGAAAGGGGAAAGCCUGGGUGGAAUGGGACCCAGGGUGAAAAGGGUGACCUGGGUAAAAUAGGCCCUGCAGGUCCCUCCGGGCUGACUGGCCCAAUGGGACAGAAUGGCCAAAAGGGAGAGAUGGGGGAGUGUCCAACUGGUGAGAAGGGAGAGAAAGGGGAGGCGGGCUUGCCUGGCCCCAAUGGGCCGAGGGGGUCGGUGGGACCCCCGGGAGUAAAUGGAACCAAUGGUCUACCAGGGCCUGUAGGUCUGAGGGGUCAGCUAGGCUCCCCAGGAGGGAAAGGGGAGGCAGGGGGACGGGGGCCCCCAGGCUUGAGGGGCAUGCCUGGGCCGAAAGGAGAGAAAGGCCCCAAGGGCCCACGAGGUGUGCGGGGUCCCAAGGGGCCGCAGGGAGAGACUGCAGAGCAGAUACGAUCUGCCUUCAGCGUGGGCCUCUUCCCCAGCAAGUCCUUCCCCCCUCCAGGCCUUCCUGUCAAGUUCGACAAGGUCCUCUACAACGAAGAGGAACACUGGGACCCAAUGCUCAGCAAGUUCAAUUGCACCCACCCCGGGGUCUACGUGUUCUCCUACCACAUCACCGUGCGCAACCGGCCCCUGCGCGCCGCACUGGUGAUUAACGGCGUGAAGAAACUGCGGACGCGUGACUCCUUGUACGGUCAGGACAUCGACCAGGCGUCCAACCUGGCUCUGCUGCGUCUGGCAUCAGGGGACCAGGUAUGGCUGGAGACGCUGAGGGACUGGAACGGAGUCUACUCCAGCAGCGAAGACGACAGCACCUUCACCGGCUUUCUGCUCUAUGCCGACCCCAAGGCCUGA
Oncorhynchus masou masou (cherry salmon) is the source of this 1515-nucleotide messenger RNA. It is a transcript of the gene otol1a, whose product is annotated as otolin 1a. The annotation marks the transcript as partial. Gene Ontology annotation, molecular function: protein binding. The transcript has 4 exons. The record is from RefSeq and is a predicted model, not a curated record. NCBI's taxonomy places the organism in Eukaryota, Metazoa, Chordata, Actinopteri, Salmoniformes, Salmonidae.